Molecule: messenger RNA, 2058 nt
Organism: Malassezia globosa CBS 7966
Lineage: Eukaryota; Fungi; Basidiomycota; Malasseziomycetes; Malasseziales; Malasseziaceae
Exons: 1
Coding region: 1-2058 (685 amino acids)
Source: RefSeq, a predicted model, not a curated record
AUGUUAAAGUUUUUGCGUGCUCGUAAAUGGAAUGUUCAUCAAGCCUUUGCCAUGUUAUGUAAUUGUAUUAAAUGGCGUAUUGAAGUUAAUGUGGCAGAUAUUAUCGCUAAAGGCGAUAUUGGUCUGUCCAAAGAGGAUCCCAAAUACGAAAUUCAAGGCCCUGCUGAGAAGUCCUACUUGCUUGGAUUCACACAGGAUGAACUUAUUCCUGUGAUUUCGAUUCACGUGAAGAACCACAUAGCAAAGGCGCAGCCGGCAGAGACGAUGACCAACUUCGUCAUUGUCUGCGCUGAAACUUUUCGAAGCCUUGUUACUUAUCCAAAUGAUAAAGUGAUUAUUUUGUUUGAUCUUGGCGGGUUUGGCUUGAAGAAUAUGGACUGGCACUCGCUGAUGACUAUUUUAAAAAUUCUCGAGGCUUAUUAUCCCGAAACUCUUUGGAAGCUAUACAUUCAUCAAGCUCCAUGGAUUUUCCAGGGAAUCUGGAAAGCGGUUUCCCCUAUGCUAGAUCCAUCAGUGCGCCAAAAAAUCAACUUUACCGGGAAGCCUAAGGAUCUGGAUCUUAUUCCUCCCCAUCUGCUCGAGGACAAACUAGGUGGUCAACAAGUCGAUAUUGUGAGAUGGGUACCUCCUUCCCCUGAUGAAAAGCAAGGUCUUCCCCGUGAUGAUCCGCAACGUCAAAAAAUGUGGAAGAGUUUCCGUGAGCUGGCUGUUGAGUACGAGAAUGUUACUAAAGAAUGGAUUCGGACGAAUGGACAGGAUGAUAACUUGUUUGCUGAACGUGAUUUCCAUGCGAAACGGCUUCGUCUGAAGUUUAUUGACAUUGAUCCAUAUCUGCGUGCACGCACAAUGUACCACCGUGCAGGGCUGAUCACUAAGGACAUGUUUUUCGACUUUACUUACAAGCAGGCUAAUGGUCGUAUAUUAAAACACGUUGUCGGCGAAGAAUAUUCACGACAGGGGCUUGAGCGGGCUAUUGCAGAGAGAUCUCGUCGCUCCGACGCUCAACCGAAAAUGCGCUCUUCUAUCGGUCGUGAUAGUGCAGGGCCUGGGAGUGAUAGUCUAGCCGCUGGUGCCGGGGUAGGAGGUGCUGCCGCCGGGAGUGUGGGUGCCGGAGUUGGAGCAGCAGCUGUGGCUUCCAAGCGUGGACGCGCUCGUGACAGUAGUUCCAAGCGUUUGUCCCGCUCACAGAUUUCUGUCGGAGAAUCAGAAGAGCCAAGCUCGCGCUCCUCGCGACAGGGUUUUGGCGAUGGUGGUGUCCCUCGUCGCCAAUCCAAAACGUCGGAAGAGAUGCCAUCAGCUCAUUCUCGACUUCCUCGCUCAUCAGCUGAGUCCUUCGAUCGAGUCCAAAGCCGUGUUAGGUCUUCAACAGAAGCAUCCAACAUUCGUUCCCAAAACGCUGAUGUGGGUUUAGGUGCCGCUGCAGGCGCAGGCACUGGUGUUGUUGGUGGUGCUGGUGCUGCGAUGUCUGCUCGUCAAGCUCACCGUUCGCGGGAAUCGAAAGACAUGAUGUACCAACCAGGACGUCAAUACACGCCGCGCGGGGGUUCGUCUGCACCUUCGAUAAACUCGUCAAUGAGUGACGAUAUAUUUGUUGACGCGAACGAGUUCCAACCGGAUGAUUCACUUGCUACGUAUGCACCACGCGAAUCGAAUGCAUCGCGCUCGCAUAAUAAUAAUGUGUCUGUCAAUGGGCGGGAAAAUGACGCUGAAUACAUCGAUGAGGAAACCUCGAAGGGGCAUGAGGGUGAACCUGAGAGUGUUGAAGAAAAGGGUCUACAAUCAAAGGACGGUCCAGAAGCGGGCGCCCAGUCGAGCCGUGAUCGCUCGUCUGCUGGCGAUCAGCAAUCCAGACGGAGCCAAGCGCGUCGUCGCCAGCGAGCCAUGAAUGGGGAGAACGAAGGACUUGCGGGCUUUCCCAACCUUGCUAAUCCAGAACAAACCGAAAAUAUUGCAGAAAACAACGAAAAAAUGCGCGAACCUUUUGACCCUAACGCUGGUCGUAAGAAGCCAAGUCUGAUUUCCCGCUUCAUGUGCUGCGGUGGAAAGAGUGCCGACUAA